AUGCCGACGAAGGGCGCCGUCGGGAGUACGUUGGAGGGCGGUUUUGGUCCCGUGGGCGGUGGUGAUGCUGGUGGUGUUGAGGUUGGUGCGGGACACGGCCGUUCUUGCUCGGAGGCACAGAUGUCUCGCAGGAACCGUUGUGGCCAGCUGUGUCUGUGGGUCAGCGCCUGGAACGAGUUUGACCCGUUCCGGAUCAGACCCCGGGCCUCAUUUGCAUCCUGGGUCGAGAGCAAGCAAGAGGACGUUCACACCGCAAGUCGGCUCGGUCAACCCCAGCGAUUUCCGGGCGUGUACUGUGGCCUCGAUUUCUUGCCGUUUGUGCUGCUGGUUCAUUUCUUGCCAUUAUGGCUCUGCACGUUCAGCCUGUCGGUGUCCUUGGGCGCUGUGCUGCUGCUCCCCAUCAGCAUCCUGAGCAACGAAGUCCUCACGCUCUACAGGGACUCACUCUACGUCCAGUGGCUCAACCUGUCUCUUAUUCAGGGACUGUGGAACAUCAUCUUUUUGUUCUCCAACUUGUCCCUGUUUGUGGGGUUGCCCUUCGCCUACCUCUUCACCGAGUCAGAGGGCUUCCCAGGCUCAAAAAAGGGUUUGAGAGCGCGCAUUGUGGAGACAGUAGUGGUGUUGACUCUCCUGGUGGUGCUGGUGUUUGGCGUGGCAUUAAUUCUCUCGUUCCUGCUGGGUUACUAUGAGCAGGAGAACCUCUCGCAGGUGAUCGGAGUGAUAGUCGGAGCUAUGACAAGCUGGCAGAGGUUACUUAUGUUUUUCUAUCUCAUUCUUCAAGUGAAGCUAGAUGUUUGGGGCAGUUUUUACCUGCCCUUCUUGUACUCUUUGAUAUCGUGUCUUGGUGUCCUCAUGCUUCUCCUGUGCACGCCCGUGGGUCUGGCGCACCUGUUCACGGCCAUGGGCAGGCUAGUGGUGAAGCCUGGGUUUCUGCGCGACCUGGCGGAGGAGUACCAGGCGGCCGUGCUGCAGGAGGACGCCCUCGCCCGCCAACUGGACCGGCCGGCGCACCCGCACGCCCGCGCCAUCACCAGGACCAUCGCCAACAUGCCCACGGUCGAGGCGCUACUCCAGCAGUACCACGCGGUCAAGAGAACCCGGAUUAAGCUCGAGGAGAGGCGCCGUGCAGGCGUAUUCCAGCGUACCCUGGCCUACCCCCUGGCCCUGCUGCUCCUGCUUGCGUUGACAGGCACUGCGGUGGUGAUUGUGGGGCUCAACACACUCCAGCUGCUUGUGGGCAUCAAGGCCCUGCCCCUGGCAUCGGCCCCUGCAAUCCUCGGAGAGGCACAGCAGGGCAAGCGGUCAGUGCUACUGUCUGUGCUGGGGCCAGUGGGAGCAGUGCUGGAGGUUGUGCUCAUAUUGUACCUGAUUGUGGCAUCUCUCCUGGGGUGCUACUCCCUGCCCCUCAUAGCCAAGAUCCGUCCGAGGCCCCAAGACACUCCGAUGGUGCACAUCAUCGCCAACUGUGUGGUGGUUCUGAUCCUCUCAAGUGCCCUGCCUCUUUUGGCCAGGACUCUAGGGAUAACAAAUUUUGAUCUGCUGGGAGACUUUGGAAAGAUCAGUUGGCUUGGAAACUUCUGGAUAGUUCUUGGUUACAAUAUCCUAUUUGCUACAGCAACUGCAUGGUGUCUCGUCAAGAAGUUCACAGCAACAAUUAGACAUGAAAUAUAUAUGAGAUUCAAACUCUUAGCAAUGUCACUUGUGAAACGGGACACCUUCAAGUUGCCGGCACAAGUUAUGAAUGGCAGUAUGAUGAAUCCAGGGAACAUUAAAGAGGAAUGAGGAACCCUUUCCUUGGAGGGAUGUACUCAUUGGAAAUGUGAAGAACUCGGGAAAGGCAUAGAAAUACCUCUGGAAAUAAUGGAUUGAACCUUGAAAUGCCAGAGGGAUAUUACUGCUUAACAAAAAGGCUGAAGUUCUCUCUUCUAAAUAUCUAUCCCUGAGCUGACGCGGCCAGAAUUUCAGUGCUGAAGGUACAUACAUCCUGUUAAUGACUGAACACUGAUGGGUCUCCAAUAUUUAUCCACACUUGUUUGCUGCAAGAGAAAAUGCAGUUUGUGAAUGAUAUUUGUUUUGGAAAAAAAAGGCUAGGAAUUAGUUGGCAGAGGAGAUUUUGAGACUCCAUAGAAAGGCACUAUACCAAAAUGUCUUGUUCCUAAACUGUACAGAGAGGACAUACUUCAUUUUCACUUCCAAGGUGCUGUACAAGACAGCAUUUCAUUAUUAUUAUUAUAAUGUCUUAAGGAUGUGAAAUUAUUUCAAGAAGAAAACGAAAAGAUGAGUGAGGCACUAAAGACAAUAAUUGCAUUUUAUGAAGUGUUGAAAACCCUUUAGUUACAAGUCUACCUAAGACAGUAGAGAAGAAGGAAAUGAGUUACAUAGAAAUGCCAAAAUAUGUUUAUAUAUACAGAAGGUAACUAAUAUAUGCAGCUUGUUUUAGUUCAGAUCCAGUGAGGUAGAAACAAAAAAAACAAAUAUUGUUUCUGGUGUAGAGGUAUCCUGGUUACAUGGUUGUACAGAUAUUCCAGGUCAUGAGUUUACCUGAGUCUGUCUUGUUGGCCCUUCAGGAUUCUCCAGAUGUUAUUCUGAAGCUGUCGACUUGUACUUCCAUCCUACACAUCAGAAAUCAAUUGAGCACAGUCGUUAGUUGAAUAGGGAUACACAAAAAUGUAGUAAAAACAGUCAUGUGAGGUAUGGAUAGAACUUCUGUAGUUUGUCAUCAAAUAAUGUGGAAUUGAUGUUUAAGACAUGACUGCUGCUGUUCAUGAAAAAGUCAUCAUGAAAUGAUUCACCUUCUCCAGCAGAAAUUACAAAUAACUAUGGAAGUUUGCUUUGCUCGUCUGUAUACCAUUGGUUAGUUAUUUGGUAAGAUUGAUAACUAACAUUGUAGUUAAGCAGACAUGAUGACCAAGUAAAUGGAAGUUCCUGGUAUUGGAAAAACACCUUAGUAUUAACAUGUUACAAAGUAGUGUCAUGGAAAAAGAAAGAUUAAGGUGUACAAGAAAUUUACCAGAAAACAGAGUGUAACUGCCCAAGAUUCAAUAGUGACAUGGCAUUCCAUAUUUUAUAAAACAUAAGUUUAUCUUGGCCCAGAUUUUUCUCCAAGAUGAUUAUUCCGUGCAUGUACUUAGAUAAGGAUUUAUUUUCAUUUUCUAUGUAUUAUAUUUUUCUCAUUAUUUUUUCUUCAACCCUUCCAUUUUUAUAACUGUAAUAUAUUGGGUGAAAGUUACAUGUCUGCAAGUGAUACUGCAGUAGUUUCUUCCAGGGUGUUCAGUGGUAGUGACUUGUAAGGGAGUGAGUUGUGUGUCUAGCCUAGAGUAUAAAGGUUGCUCUGAGACAGAUGUACUAAGUAAGAUCAUGCCAUCAGCUAGAAUACCUGUUAAAAAGUUCUUUUUACAUAUCAUGUACUUUGCAAGGAAAGCCAUAGACAGAUGACAGUGUUACCAUUACUUGACAAAAUAGUCAGGGACUAAUGAUGUUUGGUACUAGGUUUCUCUCUCCACCGAAAAUGCUGGCUUAAUUGAUAUGAAACUGUGCUGAAAUGUAUGGUUGCAUAUUUACAUAGCCAGUCUUAUUAUGCUUGAAUUAUUUUGCUAAAGCUUUACUUUUUACAUGUCUUCAGGAAGAUACAGUGGUACAAUGUUGUAGUAUUUAUUGUAGAUUUUUUUUUUUUUUUUUUUUUUUUUUUUCUUGUGUUCAGUGGUCAGCUUAGCGCAUGGCCGUAUGAUCUGUUUCUUUAUAGGUUUCAUCAAUAACCAAAGACUUUUACAAAUGCAAUUCAGAGUAGCUAUAGGUCUUUUCCCUUUUUUUGUAUCACUUUACUAUUAAUUUUUGUGUGCACCUGCAUAUUGUUUCUUGUCUUUUUUCUGCUUUCCUAUUUUCUUUUUUCCUCUCUCUCUCCUUUGCUCAAACUAUUAUACAGAGAAGUUUUGUGUUUCAGGAGUUUGUUUAGUCAUUGAUGACAUCUUUUGUUUUUCUCUAUGUGUUUGAAAGAUGUUGAUUAAUUGGGAUGCAAGGAAGGUUUUUGUACCAGAUACAAGGGAAUAAGAGAAAGGGUAAGAUUUCUAAAAGUUCUUAAUUUAUUACCAAUAGAAUAAUAUCUGAAAUGUGUUUGUAUGGUGAAUGUAUUCAGUGUGUUGAGCUGUGUGUUGUUUCAGUGUUUCUUGCAUGAUGUGGAUGUAUGUAAGGUUUUGUAUCUGCAUAGCGAUUUAGUGUAUGAUGGACCUUUGGUGCAAAGAGAACAUAUCUCCAAUGUGUCUUUUCUUCCUGUAAGACUAGGAAUAGUUGCAGAUGUUUUGUUGCAAAGAUAGCAACAUUGAGAAUAUAUAGAUAAUUUCUUUGUACUUUUUUUUAAAGGAGGAGGCUACAAUUUGAACAAAAAGUUUACAGGAAGAUCCACAUUGUGGAGAAUAUUUCUAAGGGUGAUCAAGAAUCCAAAUAACUGCUCUAGUAAAUGUCAGAGUUAUGACUUGGACUUGUUGCAGUAGUAUUAAGUGAUACAUAUUGUGGCAGAGUGAAAGCAAAGGCAGAGUUCUACAGUUACCAAGAAUAUAGAAGUCUUGGAAUUCAUUCAGGAUGACUAAAUUGAUUUCUGUAUUCAAAAUUUUCGUUUAGUCUCUUGAAUGCCUGAAUUGCAUCUGCUCUGCCACAAUGAAACAUGAGUUGCGAAAUAAGUUGGUGUUUAAGCAUUGCAUACAAUGACAAUACUAUAGAGGUAUUUUCAUAUUUUCAUUUUCAUUGCUGAUGUCUGUGAGAUUGAGUGAAGUUGUAGUUCAAUGAACCUUUACCAGAAUCCUUUCAUGCAUUAGGAUCAUCUUUGACACUGGUACAUUCAUGUGUUUGUUUUGUCCAUUUUUCUGUUAGCUGGAAAAGGGCCUCAGUUGAAAGAUUUCUUCCAGUGUAUUCAUGUAUAGACCUAUUUUUUCCAACCUGUUUUUUAGCAUUUUUUUUUCUGUCCUUAAGGGCUUUUAUUUCUAGUUUAUCAGAGUUCUGAUUAUUACUUGUCAUUAAUCAAAUAUCUUCUGAUUUCUUUUAAAUCUUUUUGAUUCAUUAUCAUUAAUCUCACCUUGCAUUUUUUCUUGUCCAGUUCGAAGGAAAAGUUUCAGCUGCAGAGAGUAUAUUUCAUAAUGACUCCUAUCCACACACUCAACCGGCUCUUGACAGCCACUGCAGGUGGAUUGGUCCUAAAUAAGAUGCUCUAUAUAGACUGAUAUGUAGGUACUGCUUAUAAUCAAAAUGUCCAGUAAUUGAACCAGAAGGGAUCUCUCUUCUUGUCUUCUUUUUCAGUGAUGUUUCUCAGUUUAUUAAGGCUAGAUUUAGGUCUUUUAAUAGAUGGUCAGUCACAGACACUGCAACACUACAGCAACACUUGAUUGUGACCUUGGUCUCAUUAAAUUUCUUUUGCAUUCUGCAUAUAUUUUUUUGAGUGGGAGAGUGUUACCAAUAAAUUGCUUGUGAGGGAAUAAGUUCGGGAAGGAGUUAACUUGUGCAUAUCCAUUCAGUCCUCCCAACAUUUCAAUGGAUAUUCUUUGGUAAUAAUGUCUAUUAAAUAAUUCAAUUAAUUUUAGUUACCAUUUCAUGUGGUCUUUCCGGUGUUCCAGAUAAACUCUAGUGCUACUGGCCUUUGAACUCAUUGCUUUCCCAGGAUGCUCAAAUGUAUGAUUUUUAUGCCUGGGGGUAGACUUUUACAUAGUUUUGCCAUAACCAGAAGUCAGUAUCCUGCCGUCGUAUUGCAGUUUGUAAAGAAUGAAAAUCAGGCGACUCUCUUUUCACAAGUAUUUAUGUAUAUAUGUAUUUUGUAUCAGUAGGAAGGGGGGCGGGGGGAGGAGGAAGCCUGCUUUUGUUUAGCUUGGGCUUAAGAAAUGAGUCAUCUUUUUUUUUUCUUUGUCUUUUCCCAUCUCUCAUCUUCUUCUUCUUUUUCUUCUUGCCUGUAUUCAGUACCAUUGUUAUGACCAUCACAGCUGAAAAUUUAAUAAGGAAGAGUCACAUGACUGGAAACUGUAAACUCAGGUUGUGGAGCAUUUUUAAGUGAAGAAAGAUCCUGCUUGCUGGUCAUUGACAUUUUCACAUCCAGUUUGAUAUAGAUGUUUAUAUACAAAUGAAUGUCACUUGCUCACUUAGAUACCUAGUCUUGUCUAUUUACUGAGUUUGGACCUUUUUUUUUUUUUUCUUUUCUUUUCUUUUUAGCAUUUUAUUUUUUACCCCAGGUGCCAGGUUCAUUAAUCUAUACAAGUGUAUAUUAUCUUUUUAAGUGGUAUGAUGUGUGGCCGCAGGUUGCUGGCCAGUGUAUAUAGCAAUCUGUACAGUGAGACAAUAAGAAUAAAGAUGUCAGUGAU
Molecule: messenger RNA, 6335 nt
Organism: Penaeus chinensis
Lineage: Eukaryota; Metazoa; Arthropoda; Malacostraca; Decapoda; Penaeidae
Gene: lili
Product: protein LMBR1L-like
Exons: 14
Coding region: 1-1782 (593 amino acids)
Biological process (GO): signal transduction
Molecular function (GO): transmembrane signaling receptor activity
Source: RefSeq, a predicted model, not a curated record